UUUCUUUUUAAAUAUAUAUUAUUAAUUUUAAUGAGAAAUCAUAAAAUAAUAAUGAUAUAUAGAAUAGUCUAAAUCUGAUUAGUAUUGUUUUUUUAGUUAAGUUAAGGUCCCUCCAAAAACUCUUCGUCCAGCUCAAGAGUCACCCACAACACUACCACCACCUCAACAACACACACAGCCACAAACUCUCUCUAUCUCUCUCUCUCUCAAAAUCCAAAGGUGCAACACAAUUACAGACACAUAACUGAAGCCCAAUUGCUCUACGUCUUUUUAAACCCUUCUUUUCUUUAAUUUACUUACUGAAAACUAACAAGAAAAAGUUCUCUCCUUUAGUUCUUUUUUUCAUUUCUUUAAAUGGAUUGUUGGUCUCCUUCUGUUACAAUGGAUGAUGAGUUUGAGAAGCUUGUGAUUCGAAUGAACCCUCCUAGGGUUACUGUUGAUAACGCCACCAGCAGGAAAGCCACUUUAAUUAAGGUUGAUAGCGCAAACAAGCGAGGUAGUUUGUUAGAGGUUGUUCAGGUUUUGACGGAUUUGGAUCUUCUAAUUAGACGAGCUUACAUUUCUUCGGAUGGGGAAUGGUUCAUGGAUGUGUUUCACGUCACUGAUCAACAUGGGAAUAAGUUAUCUGAGGAUGAUGUGGCUGAACGAAUCCAACAGUCACUGGGACCAAGAGCAUGCAGCUUUCGGUCCUUGAGACGGUCUGUAGGUGUCCAAACAGCUUCAGAAAACACUACAAUUGAAUUGACCGGAAGAGACCGACCAGGCUUGCUUUCAGAAGUAUUUGCAGUUCUAGCUGACUUAAAAUGUAACGUGGUGGCUGCAGAAGUCUGGACCCACAAUUCACGGAUGGCAUCAGUUGUUUACAUAACUGAUGAAGUUACUGGAUCGCCCAUUAAUGAGCCUGAUAGGCUAACUAAAAUCAAACAGCUCCUCCUAUAUGUUCUCAAGGGGGAUAGAGAUAAAAGAAGUGCCAAUACAGCUGUUUCUGUGGGUUCCACUCAUAAGGAAAGAAGGUUGCACCAGAUGAUGUAUGCUGAUCGUGACUAUGAUAUAGAUGAUGGAGAAGGUGGGUCAACAAGUGAACGGAGAAAACCCCUUGUAACUGUAGAAAAUUGUGCAGAUAAGGGAUACACUGUUGUGAACUUGCGGUGCCCUGACCGCCCUAAGUUACUCUUUGAUACUGUUUGCACAUUAACGGAUAUGCAAUAUGUUGUAUAUCACGCAACUAUCAUAGCUGAAGGGCCAGAGGCUUAUCAGGAAUAUUAUAUCAGGCAUAUGGAUGGGUCCCCUAUUAGUUCGGAAGCAGAAAGGCAAAGGGUUAUCAACUGCUUGGAAGCAGCAAUUAGAAGGAGAAAUCCUGAGGGUAUAAGACUAGAACUUUGCAGUGAAGACAGAAUUGGACUUUUAUCUGAGGUGACUCGCAUAUUCAGGGAAAAUGGUCUCUCAGUCACACGGGCUGAGGUUACUACCAGGGAUUCACAGGCUGUGAAUGCGUUCUAUGUGACUGAUGCAUCAGGAUAUCCAGUGAAGAGUGAGACAAUUGAAGCAGUUAGAAAAGAGAUUGGCCUGACUAUACUUCGAGUGAAGGAUGAUUCUAACUCACCCCCUCCCCAGGAGGAGCGCGGGAGAUUCUCUCUGGGUAAUAUCUUCCGUUCUAGAUCAGAGAAGUUCCUAUACAACUUGGGUUUAAUAAAGUCAUAUUCCUGAGCACCUCAAUUAGCUAAACUAGGUUUGGUCAGUUUCUGUAAAUGUUGGUAUAGUGUAGCCUCAGGUCAAUCAGUUGUUGAUCUUUAGGGUCAUGCCUCCUAACCUGUAAAUCUCCUUGUGAAUAUAUUUUCUCAGCUACCUUAUUUCUUUAAUGGCAAUUGUAAAUGCAUGGAUCAAUGUUCUGUUUA
This is a messenger RNA of Ricinus communis (castor bean), 1895 nucleotides long. RefSeq names its product ACT domain-containing protein ACR4. Bases 355 to 1707 code for a protein of 450 amino acids. Lineage: Eukaryota; Viridiplantae; Streptophyta; Magnoliopsida; Malpighiales; Euphorbiaceae. The transcript is spliced from 7 exons. The record is from RefSeq and is a predicted model, not a curated record.